Exaiptasia diaphana is the source of this 911-nucleotide messenger RNA. Its product is annotated as serine/arginine-rich splicing factor 10. The coding region runs from base 57 to 674 and encodes 205 amino acids. Gene Ontology annotation, molecular function: RNA binding. The record is from RefSeq and is a predicted model, not a curated record. NCBI's taxonomy places the organism in Eukaryota, Metazoa, Cnidaria, Anthozoa, Actiniaria, Aiptasiidae. The transcript is spliced from 7 exons.
CAGUGAUCUACAGCGUGGUUCAGUUUUUUCGAACCUAAAGUUUAGAAAAGUCCAACAUGUCCCGGUAUUCAAGGCCUCCAAACAGUUCUUUAUACGUCARAAACCUUCACCCAGAUACAAGAACUGAUGAACUGAAGCGGAUGUUUGGAAAGUAUGGCUUUAUUUCAGAUGUCUAUAUCCCACUGGACUACUACACCAGAGAGCCAAGAGGCUUUUGCUAUGUACAAUUUGAAAGUAUCCGUGAUGCAGAAGAUGCGCUAUACUAUCUGGACAGGGUGAUGUUGCAUGGGAGAGAAUUAGAGGUGCAGUUUGCUGAAGGGGACAGAAAAACACCAGGUGCCAUGAGAAAUAAAGAAAAAAGAAAUUCAAGAUAUGUUGGUUAUGACAGGCGAAGAUCAAGAAGCAGGAGUCCAAGACGCAAGUCAAGAAGCAGAUCACCAAGGAGAAGACGCCGCCAGUCAYGUUCAAAGUCUCGUUCUCAUUCUCCUCGUAAAAGCAGAGAAGAGUAUAGAUCAAGAGAUAGCAAACGUGAGCAUUCAAGGUCUAGAUCCCGUUCCCCAUCUCCACCACCAAGGUCAGCCUCAAGGUCAGCAUCACGGUCACCAUCUCAUGAUGAAAAUCAAGGUAAUGAUGGUGAAAAUGAAAGAAACAGCCGAAGUCCAUCUGCUGAGUGAGUGACAGACGACAAGCAAAURCUCUGCAAAUGCACACAUGUACAGGGAAUUACUUCCUUGUCUGUACUAAUAUUUUAAAGAUAUUUUUAAGUUUUGUAUGAACCAUUAGUUUAGAGUGCUUUUAGAGUGAAGUCAUUUAACCCGUGAAACAAAACUUGACUAGUAAAGUUUGACAGUCAAACACACACAAACACAUACAAACAAAAAAUCAUGCAGUACUCCAGUUUCAAGUUCGYA